GCAGGGAUAGGUAGGUAAGCAAAAAAAAACAACCAAGCCCGAGGCCCGGACCAGACCCGGCUACCUGGGCCGGUCUCGGGUCCACCUAUUUAGACCCGCCGGCCUGUCCGGGUCUAGGCCCGACCCAGACCCGGCCCGGCCUGAAUCCACCCCUACUUGCUAGUUGCUUUUGGCAUUAAAGUUUGGGAGCUGCGUAUGUAUUAUUACCUCCGUCCCGCUAUGAUUGUCCCAUUUUACCUUAUCGGUCCGUCCCACUCAGAUUGUCUCAUACCAAAUUUGGUAAAAUUUGUGUGGCUCUAAAUCAUUCUUGCUUUAUUCUUAAUUUAUCAAUUCAAUAUCAACCACAUAAACCACUUUUUGUUAAUUUGUAUGUCACUCCCUCUUGUCCCAUUGUUAGCGGGACGGAUGGAGUACUAGGUAUUUGGUAUUCCAAUCUUCUUCGGCGCUUGCUCAAGUCAUGUUAUAAUUGAUUGUCAUUUUGUCAAGGACUUGUUUUUGUGAAUAAUCAUUAUCAUUUUCAGUUACAUUCAGAAAACACAAAACUAAAGCGUGACAGGAAUAAGGGAAAAGGGCUAAAAUGGACACUGAGGUUUUUAAUGAAGAGCGUAUUGGACAUUAAGGUUUUUUUGAGAUCAAAUAAACAUAAAAUUAAACUUUUCGGACCGCAUCGCCCACCCCCUAACAUUUCCCGUUAACAUCUUCUCUUCCCCGUUAUCACCCUGCGAUUAGACCUAAUUGAUAUAUACCUAAUAAAUACAAUCUGAGACAGAUUAUGAAGAAGAAAGCAGUGAUGUCGGCUAGUCCUUCAGCAUCGAGGUCGUCUGAGGCACGGAAAUCUGAGUCCGGUGAUUCAGUGAAGCUUCGAAGCAUCUAUGAGCGACCGUAUUCUGGGCGUUCUAGGUUUUGCAGAUGCAUGAAUGCAAAUGGAACUCGCGUCAAGGCGCCACUUUGGACUUCAUGGACUGACAAGAAUCCAGGGAGAAGAUUUCAUGGAUGUCCUAAUUAUGAAAAGGAUGGAUGUGGCUUCUUUGAAUGGCAUGAUGAGCCAUUAACGGACAGAGCAAGGCAUGUUAUCAAUGAGCUGAAACGGGAGAAUAGGAGGCUCCAAUCUGCAAUGUUUGAAUUGGAAUGUGAUAGUGUUGCUCAAAAGUUGGAGAGUGAACUUGAAGAAGUCAACAGUAUGAAUGAUGCAGCCCAUCUGGAAUUGGAAAGCAAAACUAAAAUGAAGAAUAAUUAUGUUAUUGUAGUGUUGUUAUGUGUCCUUAUUGUAGUAUUAUGUGUGUUAGUA
Molecule: messenger RNA, 1288 nt
Organism: Cuscuta europaea
Lineage: Eukaryota; Viridiplantae; Streptophyta; Magnoliopsida; Solanales; Convolvulaceae
Source: the annotation of a GenBank genome assembly